This is a messenger RNA of Aspergillus welwitschiae, 606 nucleotides long. Its product is annotated as ankyrin repeat domain-containing protein. The record is from RefSeq and is a predicted model, not a curated record. The coding region runs from base 1 to 606 and encodes 201 amino acids. Lineage: Eukaryota; Fungi; Ascomycota; Eurotiomycetes; Eurotiales; Aspergillaceae. Gene Ontology annotation, molecular function: protein binding. The transcript has a single exon.
AUGACCGAUAUCCAAGGCCAAACGCCGUUUUUCUAUGCGGUCGAUAGGGGGAACAAAGAGAUUGUAAAGAAGCUUCUUGAUGACACACGGCUAGACCCUAAUUUAGCUUCUGAAGGUUUCUCACCCCUGGCAAAUGCAUCAGCCAGAGGUUCAUUGGAAUUACUGGAGAUGCUCUUGUGUGACGAGCGUGUGAAUGUUAACAACCAAAACCUCGGUUACCCAAGUCCAUUACUCUGCGCAGUGUUCAGAGACAAUGAGGAAAACUGUCUUCGGUUGCUAUGCGCACCCAACAUCAAUGUCAACUGCUGUUUGGGUACUAUAAGUGCACUGAUGUGGGCAAUCGUACUUAAGCGAACCACAGUUGUGGCUGAACUCCUAAAAAAGGAUCAUAUCGAUGUGAAUUACCAAGAUAAUGCUGGUCGAAUAGCGCUAAUGCUCGCUAUAGAAGAGGGAAACGACGAAAUAUCCAUGGGCUUGCUGAGUAGAAAAAAUAUUAACCUCACACUUGAAGAUGUUAAGGGAGAGAGAGCAGUGGACUAUGCAUUGAAGUCAGGUAACUCAAAGACGCUGAGAGAGAUCAGAAAUAGGUUAGCCGGCUCUAAUUAA